CUGGUGUUCAGCGAGAGAAGAUCGCUUUGGCGCGUUUCCACCCACCGAAAAAGGUGCUUUGGCCUUAGUCGAGCCUCCGGAAAAUCGAUACCAAAACAAAUCCGCGGGAACACUUUCUACACCUGAAUGAGUUUGAUGGCUCCAAAUGUCCGAUUGACCAUUUGUUAACAGUGAGCCAACAGUGAGUGAGUGAUAAUUGACUGUGCAUGACAUGCAACGUGUAAAUAUUUGUUUUACGUGUGGAACUCUGUGAUCAACAGAGAUUGCAUUCGGCUCUGAGUGAGUGAGUGAGUGAGCCUCCAACAGCAAUCAUUGUGUGUUUGCAUUUUGUUCAACAUAUGUAAGCUGCUGCCAGUGUUCGACAUCGUUAUUCUUCAAUGGUUCAUUGCUUUUCCAAUUAGCAGCUAUUUGGAACAGUUAAGCCCAUCUUUUGUGCUGCCGGAUUGAGAUCGAGCAGCCCACAGCCCACACGACGAAAACAACGCCGAUAGUGCUGCUUGGUUAGGCAGCGCGGCAUAUUCUAGCCUAGGAGCCCCAACCCGACCCGAGAGCCGCCACUCGAUCCAUCGAUCUCACGACCUACCGAACGGAGUUCCAGCAGGCAUCGUUAGUCUUGUUCAGUGCCUCUCGGCGAGCACAUCGUUCGACUUCGAGUUCGGGGUGAAUCGAAGAUUGUCCAAUCCGAUAUGCGCUUUUGCAUCUAGCAGUGAAAGAAGGUCCCAAAAAUCUUGCCGAGCGUGGAUUCGCUUUGACGACGGUUUGUGGGUCUCGAGCAAAGAGCGGCGCGCGCGUGGGAAUCGAUCGAAGAAAAGUGUGUCUCUAUUACGUAAGCCGUGAGCAAUUAGUGUUGUUACCUAUAGCUGGGGAGUCAUUUUGUGGUCAAACCGCGAGAUUUCGAGAUUUGAGUGUUCUCUGGUGUCUCCGUAGGUCAGAGUGUGUUUUGUGAGUUCGUUGCGUGUGCCCAUUCGAUAAUAGGCCCAGCCAGCUAGGGACGGUGAAGUCAGACCUGAUGCUCGCAACUCGGCUGGUCGUUUGAAUGCGAAUUUGAGCCACGUGAAUCAUCAUUACGCGCGUCUACGAAAAACCUAGUCAAUUGAGAUACCACCGAAGCCAAGAAGAAAAUGGGUGUGUUGGGCCAGAUUCCGUUGCUCAUAGGGGUGAUCCUGUUUUUGAGGCCGGCCCUUGCCAACGACAACCUAAGGGUGGCCUAUCAAUGGAGCCAGAUUGACUUUGAAUUCCCGUCCGAGGCGGCACGAUCAAGUGCCAUUGCCUCCGGGGAUUACAUUGCGGAAAAUGUGAUUCCGGUCGGACUGGAAGUGUACAAGAGGCGCCUGUUUCUGACGCUGCCACGCUGGAAAGCUGGAAUUCCCGCCUCGCUCGCUUACAUCAACAUCAACGAAACCAGCAGCCAAUCGCCCAAGCUGCGACCCUACCCGAGCUGGAAUGCCCACAUUCAAAUGGCCGAGGGUGAAGCCCCGGAAAUCGUUUCUCCCUUCCGGAUACGAUCCGAUCGCUGUGGACGUCUCUGGGUGCUUGACACCGGCGUGGCAGAACUCCUUGGCGCAGCAAAACCCUUGGCGCCUACGUCCCUUUUGGUGUACGAUCUGCACAACGACAACCUGUUGAGGCGUUACAAGUUUCCCAAAGAUCACGUGAAGGAGGACUCCUUCUAUGCUAACCUUGCUGUUGAAGAUUCAGACUGCGAUGAUACCUACGCUUAUGCUGCCGAUCUUGGAGCACCUGGUUUGGUCGUAUAUUCCUGGAAAUCGCAGGAAUCAUGGCGAGUUAAACAUCACUUCUUCUACCCCGAUCCACUGUCCGGAAACUAUACCAUCACCGGAAUAUCGUUCCAAUGGGAUGAUGGCCUGUUUGGAAUGGCGCUUUCAAGACCUCAGCCCGAUGGAUAUGCAACCAUGUUCUUCCAUCCUUUGAGUUCAACAAAUGAAUUCUCGGUUUCUACGAAAAUCCUUCGAAACCAAACCUUGGCCACCUCGGGUAACAUAUAUAAGGAGUUUAAGGUGCUUGGAUCGCGAGGACCCAACGGUCAGGCUGGAGUCGCAUUUCUUGAUCAAAAAACGGGAGUCAUUUUCUACGCCCUGCCGAAUCUGAAUGCCGUGACGUGUUGGAAAACUUCAAACCGUGCUUAUACAAUCAAAUCUCUUGGCCGCGUGUACAUGAGCACAACCGAUAUGGUGUUCCCCAACGAUGUCAAAGUGGAUGACGAGAGCAAUCUGUGGGUCCUCUCAGAUCGCCUUCAUCAAUACAUGUUCUCCAGUCUUGACCCGAAGGACGUCAACUUCCGGAUACUGACCGCAACCGUGAAAGAUGCCAUUGAAAACACAGCCUGUGAUACUAAGAUCAAACCUCUUCCGGAUAUUAUCACCAAUUUGGGUGAUAUCCUGCGGCCGUCCACAACGGCUGCACCUCCGAAAUCCGGAGCACAAGUGAUGCUUAUCUCCCACAUGGCACUUGUACUCGCAAUUAUUGUCAAGCUAAUACUAUGAAGGCACAUAACAGUGUUGUAAUUUAGUGGUGCUCGAUAACCUGUCUUUUAUUCUGAAAUUUCACUCAGUCUUACUGAAGACUCAAAACUAUAAAAGCAAAUGUAUAUGUAAAUUUUAAUUUCAUUGCUAGCACAACGCUUACAAGGUACCACGCAGAACCAAGGAAUCACAGAAACUCAUGCAAAAACAGUCAAAUAACGUUAAGUUUGAGAGCGUUUGUUUGUUACUCCACUUACCCUGUAAAAUAAGCUACUGAAGAAGCAAAAACUAUUGUAAAUUAUUUCGCUUAAAUAGAUAAGAAAAUCUUUAGUUCUUUAGAACGACCUUCGAAGGAAUCGUCUGACGAGAUUCGCAAUUUACCAGGUUACGAUAAAUGUUAAAUAAUCAGUAUUGGAAACGAACAAUCACACUCUUGUUUUAAACUAUGUCAAUGUAAAUUAUUGUUUUAACUAAUAUUCUCGAUUGAAGAGUCAAUCGAGAACACGGUUUUUAUUAAUCACAUGCAAUCGCGUGACGUGUAGGAAUAGAAUCGAGUCGCAUGUCUUGAAACAGAAUCUUAAUGUGCUAUACUAGCUGAUUUGAAAUUAACAAUUGUAAACGUGUCCAGGUAAAGUAUGUUUCAGCAGGUAUAGAGAAUUACAUUGCUAUCAAGAUGCUUUUCGCGUAAAAUGAACCGUCCAGAAUCGUGUCAUAUCAACGUGUUGUUAGUCAUAUCGCAUGGAGGAAAGAAGUAUAGUUGUUGCAAGAA
This is a messenger RNA of Aedes aegypti (yellow fever mosquito), 3252 nucleotides long. RefSeq names its product protein yellow. The record is from RefSeq and is a predicted model, not a curated record. Bases 1122 to 2504 code for a protein of 460 amino acids. Gene Ontology annotation, cellular component: extracellular region. Lineage: Eukaryota; Metazoa; Arthropoda; Insecta; Diptera; Culicidae. The transcript has 3 exons.